UCCUCUCCUCUCCUCUCCUCUCCUCUCUGUCCUGUAGUCUCUUAAACUGACUGGAAGACAGGGGAAGAAUUGCCUCUCAUACACUGACUAGCUGAGAGGACAGAGGAAGAAUAUUUUCUGAGAGGACAGGGGAAGAACCGCCUCUCACACAUUGAUUAGUUGAGAGGACAGAGGAAUACUAUUUUCUGAGAGGACAGGGGAAGAAUAUUUUCUGAGAGGACAGAGGGAGAACCGUUUCCUGGCAGCUAGGAAGAUGAGGAGGUUCCAGUCCAUGAGAUGGUUUCGUUUUCCCUGGUUGAGGAGAGAGACCGCACAGACUGAGACCAGCCCACUCAUACCAAAGACAGACACAGAUAGAGAGUUGUCAGGAGUCCUUCAGGGGAGUGAGGACAGCAGCACAGAAGAACAGGCUCCAGAACCAGGACCUAAUGAUGGACCAGAGAACCAGGGUAGAACCAGGGAGGUAGAACCCAGAGCCCAUAGCAGGCCCUUCUCCCUGAGCGACUGCCUUCUCAAGUACCUCCUGUUCUUCAGCAACCUCCUCUUCACGGUGCUAGGCCUGUUGGUCCUGGCCCUGGGUCUGUGGGGCCUCAUCAACAAGGAAUCCUUCGCUCAGGAGAAAGGACAGAUCAGCACUGACCCCAUGCUGGUGUUUGUGAUGCUGGGCUUGGUGCUGUCCACCCUCUGCCUGUCAGGCUGUGUGGGGGCUCUGAGAGAGAACUGCUGCCUGCUCCAGGUCUUCUCAGCCACGGUGCUGGUCCUAGUAGUAGCCUAGGUCCUAGCGGCCAUCUUGGCCUACAGCCUGCAGGGACAGAUAGAGGGAUACCUGAGGUCAGGUAUGCUGGCUGCCAUGGUGCGUUACCAGGAUGACCUGGACCUGAGGUUCAUCACAGAUGAGAUCCAGAUAGGACUGCAGUGCUGCGGGGCCAACAACUACAGAGACUGGGAGGUCAACAUGUGAGUGAGAUGUGACUGACCAGACCACUGACAUGAUGACUUGUGAUGACAUGGUUCAUUGACUGACACACAGCCUUGUGAACUGAUGUCUGUCAAUGGGGGUUGUUAGGGUUUCAUCAUUUUGAUAAUUUUGAUAGUUUGAUAGUUUUGAUAGUUUUAAAAGAUAAUUUAUCUCAGAGAAUAAC
Messenger RNA from Coregonus clupeaformis (lake whitefish), 1142 nucleotides. Its product is annotated as tetraspanin-10-like. The transcript is spliced from 2 exons. The record is from RefSeq and is a predicted model, not a curated record. Gene Ontology annotation, cellular component: membrane. Bases 254 to 775 code for a protein of 173 amino acids. Lineage: Eukaryota; Metazoa; Chordata; Actinopteri; Salmoniformes; Salmonidae.